Henningerozyma blattae CBS 6284 is the source of this 1221-nucleotide messenger RNA. It is a transcript of the gene SPE2, whose product is annotated as adenosylmethionine decarboxylase SPE2. Gene Ontology annotation, molecular function: adenosylmethionine decarboxylase activity. The transcript has a single exon. Gene Ontology annotation, biological process: spermine biosynthetic process; spermidine biosynthetic process. Gene Ontology annotation, cellular component: cytosol. The record is from RefSeq and is a predicted model, not a curated record. Bases 1 to 1221 code for a protein of 406 amino acids. Lineage: Eukaryota; Fungi; Ascomycota; Saccharomycetes; Saccharomycetales; Saccharomycetaceae.
AUGAGUGCGUCCACAAUUCCUCAGGAAACAACGAGUUUUAUAGACUACGAAAAGUCCAACAACUUGGACUCCACCGACGCGUUUGAAGGACCUGAGAAAUUGCUAGAGAUCUGGUUCUACCCUGAAACCAAACCAGUGGAUUCUCCUGCUGGCGAAAACAAGACUCUGCGUGACAUCGCUUAUGAAGAUUGGGUCAGUAUUCUUAAACUUGUCAAUUGUGAAAUUCUAAGUUUCAAGAAAACUUCCCAAUUGGACGCUUAUCUGCUAAGUGAAAGUUCCUUCUUUGUUUAUGAUUAUAAAGUAGUCCUCAAGACCUGUGGUACCACCACCACUUUAUUCUGUCUCCAAGGGUUGUUCAAUUUAUUAUUCCGUAAAUUGGAACAUUGGAAAGAUGAUCUUUAUAAUCCUACCAACAAUAAAUACACUCCAUAUAAAGUUUUCUACUCAAGAAGAUGUUUCAUUUUCCCCUCCAAACAAAAAUCCAUCCAUCAAAAAUGGUCAGAUGAAGUUAAAUAUUUGGAUCAAUUUUUCGCCAAUGGUCGUAAUUAUUUAGUAGGGAGAAAUCCAAGCGAAGCUGGCCAUUGGAAUUUAUACAUUACUGAUACCAAUAAAAUUUUAGAAAACAAAAUGGUCAAUAAUAAUCCUCAAACUCAAAUCGAUCGAGAAGAUGAAACCAUGGAAAUGUUGAUGACAGGGUUGGAUCAAACUCAGAUGAAAUAUUUCCACAAAGACAUUUCUUCUUCCACCUCUACUGAUGACGGUCAUGAAAUGGGUAAUGAAAUGACAAGAUGUAGCAAGAUCGACAAGAUUUAUACUCUAGACAACAAUUCAACAAUCAUAUCAGAUUCAUUCGCUUUUACACCCUGUGGGUAUUCAAGUAAUAAUAUCAUUGAUGAAUCAAAUUAUUUCACAUUGCAUGUGACUCCAGAAAAGGGUUGGUCUUAUGCAUCUUUUGAAAGUAAUAUCCCUGAAUCAAGAUUAACAAAUAAUGAAACUAAUAGAAACGUCAUGCAAAGAGUCUUGGAUAUAUUCCGCCCUCAAGAAUUCUGUUUAACUCUUUUCCAAAAUACUCGUGAUCCAACCACACAAAUUAGUAAGACAAGUUUGGCCCAAAGUAUUCGUGAAGGUGUCCCAGGAUACGUCAAGAUGGAUCAUAUAUUAUAUGACUUGGACGAUUACCAACUCUUAUAUGUAAGAUUGCACAGAAUAACUAACAAUUGA